This is a messenger RNA of Lodderomyces margitis, 1053 nucleotides long. RefSeq names its product hydroxymethylbilane synthase (gene HEM3). The coding region runs from base 1 to 1053 and encodes 350 amino acids. NCBI's taxonomy places the organism in Eukaryota, Fungi, Ascomycota, Pichiomycetes, Serinales, Debaryomycetaceae. Gene Ontology annotation, biological process: heme biosynthetic process. The record is from RefSeq and is a predicted model, not a curated record. Gene Ontology annotation, molecular function: hydroxymethylbilane synthase activity. Gene Ontology annotation, cellular component: cytoplasm. The transcript has a single exon.
AUGCCACACACUACUAUGCCCAUAAAUGACUCCACCAAUUCUAUUACCUCACAACUAGACAUAUCUCAUAUACAGAUUGGUGGUAGAAAGUCAAAACUUGCCGUUGUACAGCUGGAACUUGUUAAACGGGCCAUACAAGACAUAUACCCCCAAAUUGACUGCUCAAUACUAGCUUUAAGUACUUUGGGAGACAAGGUACAAACACAGCCACUUUAUUCAUUUGGUGGUAAGAGUUUAUGGACCAAGGAAUUGGAAAUACUUUUGAUGGAUAGAGUUGACGAGUUUCCUCAAUUGGAUUUAAUUGUUCAUUCGCUUAAAGAUAUGCCAACUCAUUUACCUGAUGAGUUUGAAUUGGGUUGCAUAUUCCAAAGAGAAGAUCCACGUGAUGCUAUAGUUAUGAAACAGGGUAGUCCUUAUACCCAUUUACGAGAUUUGCCAGCUGGCUCAAUAGUUGGUACUUCUUCCAUUAGAAGACUGAGUCAGUUGAUUAAAAACUAUCCUCAUUUGAAAUUUGAAAGUGUACGAGGCAAUAUUCAAACCAGAUUAAGAAAAUUGGAUGAUCCUGAAAACGAAUAUUGUUGUCUUAUAUUAGCAAGUGCUGGGUUAAUACGUUUGGGAUUGGGCGAUAGAAUCACUUCAUGUUUAGACGAUGUCUAUUAUGCUGUUGGUCAAGGUGCAUUGGGCAUUGAGAUUAAGAAGGAUAACUUUGCCAUUAAGGAAAUUUUAAAGCAAAUUGAAGACCCAGUAGCAACUGUAUGUUGUCUUGCUGAAAGAUCAUUGAUGAGGUAUCUUGAAGGUGGAUGUUCAGUGCCAUUGGGUGUCCAUUCAGAAUACAAUCAACAUACACAAGUAUUGACAGUAAAAGGUAUAGUUGUUAGUCCUGAUGGUACUCAAGCUAUUGAAGCUGAAGUUUGUGGCAAGAUUAAUAAUAGAGAUGAGGAUUGUGAACGGUUAGGAAUUGAAUUGGGAGAUAAAUUAAAGGAACAAGGUGCUCAGGAUAUCCUUGAUAGCAUAGAUAUGACCAGGAUUAAUGCCAAACCUACCGAAGUAUAA